Oryza brachyantha (malo sina) is the source of this 1505-nucleotide messenger RNA. Its product is annotated as 3-hydroxyisobutyryl-CoA hydrolase-like protein 3, mitochondrial. The coding region runs from base 27 to 1331 and encodes 434 amino acids. Gene Ontology annotation, biological process: L-valine catabolic process. NCBI's taxonomy places the organism in Eukaryota, Viridiplantae, Streptophyta, Magnoliopsida, Poales, Poaceae. The record is from RefSeq and is a predicted model, not a curated record. Gene Ontology annotation, cellular component: cytosol. The transcript has 10 exons. Gene Ontology annotation, molecular function: 3-hydroxyisobutyryl-CoA hydrolase activity.
CAUACUCCCCGGCGUCUCCUCUCCACAUGGGUUGCUCUCACGUCACCAUGCGAGCUCUCCUCUCCCGCAUCCACGCGCCCGGAUCGAUCCCCACCACUUGCUUCCUCCACCCCUCCACCGCCGCAUCCUCCUCCAAAACCCUAGCCCCGACCGCCGCCGGCGUCCUCACCUUCCGCCGCUUCGCCGCCAUGGCCGCCGCCGCCGCGGAGGAGUUCGUGAAGGGCCGCGUCACCCCCAACGGCGUCGCCGUCAUCACCCUCGACCGACCCAAGGCCCUCAACGCCAUGAACCUCGAAAUGGACCUUAGAUACAAGGCAUUUCUUGAUGAAUGGGAAACAAAUACAAGUGUCAAGUGUGUUCUUGUGGAAAGCAGUUCGCCCCGUGCCUUCUCAGCUGGGAUGGAUAUUAAGGGUGUUGCAGCAGAAAUUCAAAAGGACAUGAGCACACCACUUGUGCAAAAGGUCUUCACAGCAGAGUACUCUUUGAUUUGUAAGAUUCAUGAGUAUACCAAACCUUACAUAUGCCUGAUGGAUGGAGUGACAAUGGGAUUUGGAAUUGGACUGUCGGGGCAUGGCCGCUACCGCAUUAUUACUGAGAGGACACUAAUGGCUAUGCCAGAAAAUGGUAUUGGCUUGUUCCCUGACGUUGGCUUUGCUUACAUCGGUGCCAAAGCUCCAGGAGAUGGUGCAGUUGGAUCUUACCUUGGGAUAACAGGGAAAAGAAUAUCAUCACCUGCUGAUGCUCUGUUCAUUGGUCUUGGAACUCAUUAUGUACCUUCAGCAAACCUGGGACCGCUCAGAGAAUCACUCUUGAGUGCUAACUUCACAGAUGAUCCUCACCGAGAUGUUGAAUCAUUGCUGACUAAGUACAAUAACGAUCCAGAGUCAGGUCCCCAGCUAGAAAAGUUUUUGCCAUAUAUCAUUUCUUCUUUUGGUCCUGAUAAAUCAGUUGCUGAAUCUGUGGAAGAGCUUAAGAAGUGUAGUCAAAGUGGUGAUGCUGCAGUGGCAGAAUGGGCCAAUGAUGCCCUGACUGGAAUUAAGAAAGGGGCUCCCUUUUCUCUUUGCUUAACUCAGAAACACUUCUCUCAAGUUGCAUCAGCAUAUGGGAACAAUGAACACUAUCUAUCGAAGUUGGCUGGUAUUAUGAAAAUGGAAUAUCGCAUUGCCUUGAGGUCAUCAGUUCGAGAUGAUUUUGUUGAAGGUGUGCGUGCUGUCUUAGUUGACAAGGACCAGAAUCCGAAGUGGAAGCCAGCAACUCUGGAAGAGGUGAACAUGGGUGAGGUAGAAUCAGUUUUUGAGCCAUUGGCUGCUGAGGCUGAGUUAAAUGUAUGAUUUUCACAGCAUGUAAUGUUAUUGGUAUCUGGAUACCCUCUCCAGUUUCCCUGCGAUGUUACAAUACGAAAUACUCCCAACAAUCAUAAAGGCGAUGCUCGUCGAGCCUAUAAAUAAGGUCAAAUUACAGUAUCUGAAACUUAUAUUAGCAAUGUAUUACCAUUUGUGUUACAA